GAAGUUCUUUAGGGCCAGUUAUAAGGUGUUGCUCUGUGUUGGAGCGCCCUCGCUGGAGUGUCCAAGGCCACACGGGUCACUGGGCUUGGACUUCUUCUCUGUCAUGGAUCCUCCAUCACUGCCAGACUGAUCCCUUCUUUAGAAAUCCCCAAGUUCCUGCCUUUGCUGAUUUGUAAUCCCCAAUGUGGAAAUGCCUGCCUUCUUUCUUUUCUCUGCCAAUUUGUGAACAUCACCAAUAUCAGGCUUCAUUUAGAUUUACCCCUUUUAAUACGCCUUCCCCAAUUAACUCUAUCCCUCUCUUAUUCCUCUGAAUCGUCUCUUAUACUCUUUGCAAUGGCUAAUUCUGUGGGGGUUUUUCCCCUCUAGUCUUUUCUGUACUUUUCUCCUACAUCUUUGGUGCACCUUUUCAAUUUUACGUCUUCACAUCUCCUACUGCAUUGCUGUAUGUAUUGAAGGUAAUAAAUAAAAUCUUUGUUGAAGAGAUGUAUGAAUUAGCAUGAUAGACAAAUUUAGUUUUCUUACACUUCUACAAAUGGGCGUAACAGUCAAGUUAUCAAUAAUUCUUUGGUGUUGUGAUUUUAGAAAUUCUUUAAUCACAUGUAAAACAAAUUGUUUACUUUUAUUUAUAUCUUCAGGCUCAAAAGAUACGUUCCUUGGAAGUCAUGUAGUUGAAUCCUCAGCCUUUAAAUAAGUGUCCCCAGUUAUUCCAGGGACAUGAGAGUCAGCUAUGUUUGAGAGACCUCCAGAGAAACAGGUUCCGUGCUUGUGUCAGUAACACGCCACGUGACAACACUCAGGGUAUCUCUCAUUGCCUUCUUACUGGGUGUGGCUCGCUUCCUCUGCCCCUUCUUUAUAGGACAGCAUACUUUUCAGUCUAUUUUCUAUUUUCAGUUCCACCUCCUACCCCUCCUACAUUCCCUAGGAGCACCUUGGGAGGCGGGGGUGCACCCAGCCAGUCUCGGGGCGCUUCUUCUCUUGUCUCUUCAUGAAUAGGCUAUUCUGCCACUGGUGUGGAUAAUUGUGAGCUGACUGUACUUUGAAUUUAUUUAGUGUUGGUGUCUAUCUUCAGAAUGCUUCUGUGUAAUCUUUCACUCCAGUCGUUUCUUUUUUAGGGGGAGCUGGGGUGUGACUCAGACCUCCAGAGGUCACUGCAUCCACUUCAGUCCCUGAGUCUUUUUUAAUGCUUUUCCCCAUGGACUACAGGUUUAAAAGAACUUGUUUGCCAGAUAAAUUGCAAUUAUUAAAUUAAUAAUUUGGUUUUUUUCCCCCCAUGUUUGUAUCAAUCCAGAUUUAACAGGUCAGCCAUAGUUAUAUUAUGAAAUAAUAUAAACUAGUGGAAUGAUUUUGAUGUUGCAUAUAGCUAAAUAAGUGGACACUUGCAUUGGGACUGGUCACACAGUUCGAGUUGUCUCUCUGCUCUUGCACUGAUGACAUAACAGACUGAAAUAAUUCUGUCCACAGGUCUUGGUUUCCCAGUUGUGUCCCCCAUCCCCAUCUCAGUCCUGGCUUCUGGUGUGCAUCAGCAUUACCGUUGUGAGAAACAGCCUUCCAGCCAGUGAACUCAAAGAUUCUUGGGCCUUCUUUUUAGUCUGUGCUCUGAAAAAACUCAUAGCCCUCAUGCCCGUGUUCAGCCAGGGGCAGCACGUUAUAAGACACUGCUCAAGAAUGUUCUCUAGGUGGAAGUCAGUUAUUUUUGGAAAGGGAGACCAUGGAGAAAUAGACUUCCUAAUUAAGAUUUUCUUUUUUAUUGAUGAAGUCAUGGCUGUCAAUGCUAGCAGUAAAAUAGUCUCUUAGAAUUAUAAUGCCCUGAAAUCCUCAGGCAGUGAGUCAUUCUGUCUAGCUGAGUUUUAUAAACAGUUUGUGAUUCACCCUUUAAAAUAUCAGAACAUAAGAAUUACAUACAUUUGUAUAUGUGCUUGUAUAUGCAGAUACUUAGCACCAGCAUCUCAUUCAUACUUGAUUGCAUAUCUUAAUGUAUUAAGUAUACACUUCAGUGUAUAUGGAACAAAAAGCUGAUGUUUUCUGCACCCAGAGUCAUUACCAUUUGAUCCAUUAAUGUCCUUAGGGUCUGUUGCGUGAGAUGAUUUUAGGUUACUAGGUUCUGUUCUCUUGACUGCUUUUUGGAGUUUUCUGUUGAACUCUCAACUGUCGCUUCCUGAUAGUUUUAAAGAGUUGUCUGUGAGUGGUUUAUUUCCUCCUCUUUUUCUGAUUUGCUACUUAGAAUUUUCCAGAGCACUGGAGCUAACAUCACCAAACUUGUUAGAUUUGAAUGUGAGAUAAAACAUAAAUAAACUCCAAAGAAGAAUCUGAGAGUAGAGGCCCUGCGGGUGAGUUGUGCCUGGAUAUAGACAUGUAGUUUGGCAGUUCAGGGGCGCUGGGCUCACUGGGCUCACUCUGGUUCUAGGCUUUGCUGUGGAUCUGUGAAUGAGCCAGACAAUUGAAUCCCAGACUCCUUUGCAAAGCCUGCAAAAUGAGGGCAUGGGACAGCGAUCCCUGAGGUCGCUUUGUCAUCAGUGUUCUGUGAUUCUGUGAUGUGGAAGGUGCUGUUGUGCCAGCUAAUGGGGUCUGGACAAGGACAGAGCAGCUGCGAAGAGAGAGAAAAUGACCGAGCCCAGCCCUUCUGCUCUUUCGCCGUGCAGCCAUGAACUGUGCCUCCUUUCUCCUAUAUUUAGCUCUUCCCCUGUGGGCCUGUGUGACUUCAGAAUGCAGUUGGCUACAAUAGCAUCACUGCGGCUCUGCUGGUGUCUCUGUAGAGCCAUUAAGGAUGAAAGGCAGAGGCAGUGGAGUCCCCCUGGGCAGGUGGACCGUGGCCCCUUGUGGUGUGGGAAGGGAGAUGGGCAGCCGACUCACACCCUGGCCUCCACCACUGGACCUUUUCUUUGCAAACAUCACAAGUUGCAGGAACGUUGUUGUGUUUAAACACAGAGGCCUUGGGCAGACUGGCACAGACUGGGGGGGCGGUUUACAGGCAGCUUUUUUCUUUCCCUUUUUCUCUCUUCCCUUCACUCAAUUUUUCUCUUUGGGAGCAGGCUUUCAGGAAUCUUUUGAUACUUUCCAGAAUGCCUUUUAUUUUUCACGAUUCUUCAUUGUUUUGUGUGAAACUUCGUUUUCAAAAGAAUUAAAUAGCUCCCAGUCACUGGGAGAAGUGUAAAGUAGAGAGCUUUAAUAACGUGGUUUGCUCUUUAUUAGGUGGUGAAUGAGAAAUGGCGCUCUUUAUGCUGAGGUAUAUUCUUGUGACACAAAGUCACGGAAAGGCGUUUUAACAACUUUAAACAAGGAAUUAUGCAGGGUAGUGGCUUGUCCCCAUAGACUGUGGAGCACUGUCUCUUGUCCAGGCAAAUCCAUCUGUAGCCUUCAGUGACACAGCUUUCUAAAAGAGAGUGAGGACUGGAGCAAGCACAGUGAUGUCCCUAAUGCUCCUUACUUUUGCUGGCGAUGUCCAUGAAGAAAAGCUGAUGCUGUUUAUUAUUAUUUAUGUCACUGCUGUUUCGCUGAUGGAACUGCUAGUGAAAGCCCAGUUUCCCUCUCCUGAGUUUUCCAUUUGUGGUACAGGCUGUGAAGAAGGCCCCAGAGACAGGGAUUCCAGCUCUGCCUGUUUCUUUGAAUGCUCUGGUUUCCACGGUAGCACAGCGGCAGGGUUUGCCUUCUUCUGGACCUCGUUGGCACUUAGAGACACUUAGAGCUGCUGGCCCGCAAAGGGCUGUCCCCAGUAUGACGAGACCCGGAGCUACACGGGAUGGCAAAGAGCACCAGAACUACUUUGGGAUAGAUGAAAACCUUGGCCCUGUGGCUGUCAGCAUCCGGAGAGAGAAGGUGGAAGAUGCCAAGGAGAAAGAAGGGUCUCAGUUCAACUACCGAGUGGCUUUCAGGACGAGUGAGCUUACCACCCUGAGAGGAGCAAUUUUGGAAGAUGCAAUACCCUCUACAGCCAGGCAUGGUACCGCACGAGGACUACCUCUCAAAGAAGUUCUGGAAUAUGUCAUUCCAGAGCUGAGCAUUCCGUGCCUGAGACAGGCUUUGAACUCACCCAAGGUCUCGGAGCAACUGCUCAAGCUGGAUGAACAAGGGCUGAGCUUUCAGCACAAGAUUGGGAUCCUUUAUUGCAAAGCGGGCCAGAGCACGGAGGAGGAGAUGUAUAACAAUGAGACGGCGGGACCAGCUUUUGAGGAAUUCCUUGAUCUUCUGGGCCAGAGAGUACGGCUGAAAGGAUUCAGUAAAUAUCGAGCUCAGCUAGACAAUAAAACUGAUUCUACGGGAACUCACUCCCUCUACACCACGUACAAAGAUUACGAACUCAUGUUCCAUGUGUCCACCAUGCUUCCCCACAUGCCCAACAAUAGACAGCAGCUUCUGAGGAAAAGGCAUAUAGGAAAUGACAUCGUGACCAUUGUCUUCCAAGAGCCUGGAGCACUUCCUUUCACUCCAAAAAGCAUCCGGUCCCACUUUCAACACGUCUUUGUCAUAGUCCAAGUGCAUAAUCCAUGUACUGAAAAUGUGUGUUAUAGUGUUGGAGUUUCUAGAUCAAAAGAUGUGCCACCGUUUGGUCCACCAAUUCCCAAAGGCGUAACUUUUCCAAAGUCAGCAGUAUUUCGGGACUUCCUUUUAGCCAAAGUAAUCAAUGCAGAAAACGCAGCCCAUAAGUCAGAAAAGUUUCGAGCGAUGGCCACUCGAACAAGGCAAGAGUACUUGAAAGAUCUGGCAGAGAACUUUGUCACAACCGCCACCGUGGAUACCUCUGUGAAAUUCAGCUUCAUUACACUGGGUGCAAAGAAAAAGGAGAAAGUAAAGCCAAGGAAGGACGCCCAUCUGUUUAGCGUCGGCGCAAUCAUGUGGCAUGUGAUAGCUCGGGACUUUGGCCAGUCUGCUGACAUUGAAUGUCUUCUUGGGAUCUCCAAUGAGUUCAUAAUGUUGAUUGAAAAGGAUUCCAAGAACGUUGUAUUUAACUGUUCCUGCCGGGAUGUCAUUGGGUGGACCUCUGGAUUAAUGAGCAUCAAAGUGUUUUACGAAAGAGGAGAAUGUAUCCUUCUGUCCUCCGUGGAUAACUGUGCCGAAGACGUAAGGGAAAUUGUUCAGCGAUUAGGAAUAGUGACGAGAGGCUGCGAGACUGUGGAAAUGACCCUGAGGAGGAACGGGCUGGGCCAGCUUGGCUUCCACGUGAAUUUUGAAGGAAUCGUUGCAGAUGUGGAACCUUUCGGCUUUGCCUGGAAGGCCGGCCUUCGCCAAGGGAGCCGCCUUGUGGAGAUCUGCAAAGUGGCCGUGGCCACUCUGACCCACGAACAGAUGAUCGACCUGCUCCGGACUUCCGUGACCGUGAAGGUGGUCAUCAUCCAGCCACACGACGACGGCUCGCCCCGGAGAGGGUGUUCAGAGCUCUGCCGGAUCCCCAUGGUGGAAUAUAAACUUGACAGCGAAGGCACCCCCUGCGAGUACAAAACCCCCUUCCGGAGGAACACCACGUGGCACCGGGUGCCCACGCCUGCCCUGCAGCCACUGUCCAGGGCCUCCCCCGUCCCCGGCACGCCCGACCGGCUGCAGUGCCAGCAGCUGCUCCAGCAGGCCCAGGCUGCCAUUCCCCGCAGCACCUCCUUCGACCGCAAGCUGCCCGAUGGCACGAGGCCAGGUCAAGAUGUUGACACUCCGCAGAUACCUCAGUGCCCUGUUAAUGACUCUAGUCAACAUUUCAGAAGUUCACCCAGCAACCAGUCAUCCUCCAGUGACCCCGGACCCGGAGGCAGCGGACCCUGGAGACCGCCAGUGGGAUACGAUGGGUGCCAGUCUCCCCUACUGCUCGAGCACCAGGGCUCAGGCCCUUUGGAAUGUGAAGGAGCCCGGGAGCGGGAGGACACCAUGGAAGGGAGCAGACACCCAGAAACCAAAUGGCAUGGCCCACCUUCCAAAGUCCUGAGUUCCUAUAAAGAGCGAGCCUUGCAGAAAGAUGGAAGCUGCAAAGAUUCCCCCAAUAAGCUUUCUCAUAUUGGAGAUAAAAGUUGCUCCAGUCACUCCAGCAGCAACACACUCUCCAGCAACACCUCCAGCAACAGUGACGACAAACACUUUGGGUCCGGGGACCUGAUGGACCCAGAAUUGCUGGGGUUGACCUACAUCAAAGGGGCCUCCACUGACAGCGGCAUUGACACGACCCCGUGCAUGCCUACCACAGUCCUCGGCCCCGUGCACCUGGCGGGCAGUAGGUCCAUGCUCCACAGUCGGGCGGAACAGUGGGCUGACUCUGCCGACAUCUCAGGGCCUGAUGACGAGCAGGCGAAGAUGUACGCGGUCCACAGCUAUGCGCCCGCCAUCUCUGCCGGCAGUGCUGCUGACGGCAGCAUGGGUGACCUCAGCGAAAUCUCUUCUCAUUCCAGUGGUUCACACCACUCAGGAAGCCCUUCGGCUCACUGUUCCAAAAAUUCCGGCUCUCUGGAUACGUCCAAAGUCUAUAUCGUGUCUCACAGCAGUGGUCAGCAGGUCCCAGGGUCCAUGUCCAAGCCCUACCACAGACAAGGGGCAGUGAACAAAUACAUCAUCGGCUGGAAGAAAUCAGAAGGCAGCCCACCACCUGAGGAGUCCGAAGGAACUGAAUGUCAGGGGCUGUACGGUGAAAUGGAUCUCAUGGCCACGGCCACUCAGCAUCAGACUGUGGUGGGAGAUGCUGUUUCAGAAGCUCAACACGUUCUGUCAAAAGAAGACUUUCUGAAAUUGAUGCUCCCUGACAGCCCCUUGGUAGAGGAGGGGAGAAGAAAGUUUUCGUUCUAUGGGAACCUGUCUCCGCGACGGUCACUGUACCGCACCCUCUCUGAUGAGAGCAUCUGCAGCAAUAGGAGGGGCUCUUCCUUUGGCAGUUCCCGGAGUUCCAUACUUGACCAGGCCCUGCCCAAUGACAUUCUGUUCAGCACCACGCCGCCCUACCACAGCACCCUGCCUCCCCGGACUCACCCUGCGCCCAGCAUGGGGAGCCUGAGAAAUGAGUUCUGGUUCUCCGAUGGGUCCUUAUCGGAUAAGUCCAAGUGCGCAGAUCCUGGCCUGAUGCCCCUCCCGGACACGGCCACGGGGUUAGAUUGGUCCCACCUCGUGGACGCUGCUCGGGCAUUUGAAGGUCUUGACUCAGAUGAAGAACUUGGGCUGCUCUGUCACCACACGUCCUAUCUAGACCAGAGAGUGGCAUCCUUCUGCACCCUGACAGACAUGCAGCACGGGCAGGGCCUGGAGGCAGCCCAGGAGCUGCCUCUGUGUGUAGAUCCAGGCAGCGGCAAAGAUUUCAUGGACGCAACUGGGGAGCAGUCUCCAUCAACACUGACCGGUAAAGUCAAUCAGCUGGAAUUGAUUCUUCGGCAGCUGCAGACCGACCUUAGGAAGGAGAAGCAGGACAAGGCCGUUCUCCAGGCUGAAGUGCAGCAUCUGCGACAGGACAACAUGCGGCUGCAGGAGGAGUCCCAGACGGCGACCGCUCAGCUGCGGAAAUUCACGGAAUGGUUUUUCAACACCAUCGACAAAAAAUCGUAACCAGUCCGCCCCACCAAGGGACCAUUGGGAAAUACCUAGAGUCCCUGCAAAGUUGCAAACGUGUGGUUUUUAGUUAUGCUUUCAGCCAAUCGUAGCUGUCCUUGCUAUUCCACUCUGUCCAGCACCACUCACCCCGGCAGGAUAGGCCGCCGCGACGCUUUCUUGGUACCAUCUUGUGAUAGCGGAGAGCAAGGCUGACGUGAAGAUGAAGAUGAAUGUAACUCCCGGUGUCGAGAUGAAUGUAAACCCCGGUGUCGUGUAGACCUUUUCCUUUCAGACUCUACUCCAAUGGUGCUCUGGUGUGGGCUUACCUCAAGAGGGAAGAGAGUUGGGUUAAUUCCCUAUAUAUCAGGUGACCUGGUAGAGAUGUUAAAGCAAUUUACCAUAGUUUGGGCUUUAGUAUUGUAAAAUAAACAUGAAAACAAAUAAUCAGACAUAUACUUUAAUGUUAAAGGUGCUCUAUUUUUUUGGAUGUACAGUAGUUUUAUUUCCACAGCCACAUUAUCAUAGCAAUAAGAAAGAGGCAUAGUAAAUAGUGGGAAAAGCUGUGUUGGGAAAAGCACUGAUGCGUUUAACACUAGUUUGAAUGCAGUUACUACUUUAGAGACUUAUUUAUUUGCAGGAGCAAACGGUGCCUGAAUAUUAACAGUGUUCUGAUUUAAAAAAAGAUACAUAUGCCUUGUAAAUGGCUCACUAAGUAGUCACUUCAAGUCUUCGUUCACUUUUGUAUAGUUACCGCUCUGCCGAGAGAGAAUAAAUCCGCUUCCUUCCCAGGCCUCUGCCGUGUGUGAGCCAGCAGAAUUAAGUGUACAAUGCCAAAUUUGUUUAUCUUUGUACAGAAGCUUUGAUGAAGUGUCUUGUAUUUAACACCCUUAUUUAAGCUUAUUUAACCUGAAAUUGUUAAUUUUAUAAACUUGGUUUUACCUGCACUAUGAUGAGAGAGGUGUAGCGGGCAGCAGGCUCAGGAAAGGCUGGGCUUGCCCAGGAAAGUCGCAGGAGCAGGGCGGGGAAUUCUAACAACUGGAUGCUGCUAGUAACAAUUUGUUUGUAUUGCUUUACCAUUUUUAACUGUUCUAUUUGAGAUGAACGUACAUUUUGCUUUUUUAAUAAAUGUUUAAAAGAGUCCACAUAAGUAACGGUGUUGUCAGGCGAAUAUAGAUUUUUAUGAUCUAAUAUGUCAACAAGCUAAGUGUAUGUGAAUUUACUUUGGGUCAUUUAGGAUCUUGAUCUGUAUUAAACACUGCUUAGCCUUCUUCUUAUAGAA
Equus caballus (horse) is the source of this 8764-nucleotide messenger RNA. NCBI's taxonomy places the organism in Eukaryota, Metazoa, Chordata, Mammalia, Perissodactyla, Equidae. The record is from RefSeq and is a predicted model, not a curated record.